AUGGUAGCCAAUUUUCUUCCUUCCUUGGGGCUUAUGGGGGACAAAGGACUUCUCAUUAACAUCAUAGCCUUGGGUAUUCUAUUAAUCACCAUACUUGUUAAUGAAUGGAUCCUAGCUUUGUCUUUGUAUACUCGUGACUUUUUAGCUAGUUUAUACGGUAUACUCAUGUUACCUUGUCUGUUGGCAUUUCCGGUAGCUUUGACAGUUCCAGCAAACAGAAGAAACUUUGAACUACAAUACAAGGAGUUGCGCGGUUUGGCUUCAAGUCACGAGGAGAUUAAUUUUUCUAACCAGGAGCUUGUUAUUUAUGUUAAAAUGUAUUGGAUGAUGGCAGAGACAGGUAACCCCCAAUUUGCGAUAGCUUGUUCGCAGAUUUCUUCUACUUUGGGGGUUUUAUGUUUAGCCACUACCACAGGUGCCAUCUAUCUGUUUUUUUAUGUACGAUAUAUAGAUGGAUCAUCUGAUUAUAAGUGGUCAAUUAAGAUUAUUUAUUCUAUGCAAUUAGUUGGAGUUUUGGUAGGUGGUUUAGCACCAAUUUUUAGAUGUUUCACGAUCAUCAGUUAUUUCAAGCCCUCUAAGAAAUGGAGCAAGAACCAUCUAAACGUGUUUAAAGUUGAGAAACAUUGGAUAGAAAGACUUGAGCAGUGGAAGCGCAUAUAUGUCCGUUCACAUAUUCCAGGUCGUCAUUGCAAAAAGGUUUUCCAUAUGGUCAAAAACAUGAUUUUGAACAUUUGUAUUGCACUUCAAAUAGUGGUUGCAGUCAUAUGUAAAACAGUGUGCCUUGUUCCUAGAUGUUUCCUGAUCUUAUUUUCUUGUUGUUGGUACUUCUGUAAAUCUUUAAUGAAAAGGUUUAAAUGGGGAUCAAAAGCAUCCAGGGACUAUGUACCUAAAGAAGAGGUUGAAAAAUAUAGUAAGUAUGUUCUGCUAGCUGAAGAAGCGGCGGAGCUUUCAGAGAGAAUAUUGACAAAUAUACUUGAAUCUAUAAGUAAACUUAUUAAAGUAUCUACAGAGACAGAGCCAAGAAAUCUUAUGAAGCUUCUGGAUUAUUCCAUAGGAUUUAAUGGAAUAGUUAAGUUCGAUGAUGAUGAAGUCCCACCUCUAUAUCCUGAUGAAACCCAGAAUUGUUGGAGCCUAGUAGCGGUAACGUUAACGACUAUCGCAAUUGCACUUCCUGGCAUUUCAAAUAGCCAUGUCAAAGAAUUACUUGCUAGUAUGCGGGAAGGACUCCAAAUGGUAAGAAAUAUUGAAGAAACCCUCAAUGAAAAUGCUGACUUGGUAGAUGCGAGAAAAGCAGCUAGACGUUUGUGGACAGAAGUUGAGUUAUACAACAAGUGGCUACAUAUUGAUCUUCAAAAGAAGUUUAGCAAGUCAAAAUCAACAAAACAGAUUCUUCAAUGGUUGGGUGAUGAAGCAGUCAAAAAUGUGAUAGAGUUUAAGAGCUGCAAAAAAGGAAGUCUGAAUCGCUCUGUUCAUAACUUUAUUGCUUCCAGUUCCAUGUAUAGAAUUAGUCAAACCAUACUACUCCACUGCAGUAAGCAAGAAAAUUGGCCAAAUGAUGCGGAACUUUUUGAGUGGAUAUCAACAAUAAUUGCAGAUAUAUUAUGUGCUUGCUUUACCAACUUACCACGUGUCAUAAAAAUGAAGUGUCAUCACGAUGCAAUAGAGAAAAGGAGGGACAGUAUUCAGAUUGCUGCUCAGCUUCUUGGUAAAUCCAAAAAGAUUCUAGAGAUCCUCGAAGAUCGCCAACUUCCAAAUUUAGAUUUAGACUCGAUGCCCUAUAUCAAUAAGUGGCAUGCUUUGCCAAAUAGUCAGACCCUUAGACGUUGUACUUCUUCAACCAAAGUCCAACUUACUUCUUCAAGUGAAUUGCUCAUGGUAACUGUCGUGUAA
Messenger RNA from Erigeron canadensis, 1890 nucleotides. RefSeq lists its product as uncharacterized. The coding region runs from base 1 to 1890 and encodes 629 amino acids. NCBI's taxonomy places the organism in Eukaryota, Viridiplantae, Streptophyta, Magnoliopsida, Asterales, Asteraceae. The transcript has a single exon. The record is from RefSeq and is a predicted model, not a curated record.